This is a messenger RNA of Parastagonospora nodorum SN15, 225 nucleotides long. RefSeq lists its product as hypothetical. The transcript has 2 exons. The record is from RefSeq and is a predicted model, not a curated record. NCBI's taxonomy places the organism in Eukaryota, Fungi, Ascomycota, Dothideomycetes, Pleosporales, Phaeosphaeriaceae. The coding region runs from base 1 to 225 and encodes 74 amino acids.
AUGGAAAGCACUUUCAAAUUUUCCACCGAUCUUGUUAUCAACAACAUGAUGGAGAAGCAACUUGACAACUUCCGCAUGGCCUCGAUAGGCUGCACAGUGAAGAUCAUUUCCAAGCCUGCCGCACUCUCGAACGUUGUCGAUCCAGACCUUAGCUCCCAAAGAUGGCUCGCCAUCAUCAAAGAGAAACUCGUGUACGUCUUGGAUAAGAGAGAAGUCCUUGCUUAG